Messenger RNA from Impatiens glandulifera, 972 nucleotides. RefSeq names its product agamous-like MADS-box protein AGL80. NCBI's taxonomy places the organism in Eukaryota, Viridiplantae, Streptophyta, Magnoliopsida, Ericales, Balsaminaceae. The transcript has a single exon. Gene Ontology annotation, biological process: regulation of transcription by RNA polymerase II. The record is from RefSeq and is a predicted model, not a curated record. The coding region runs from base 1 to 972 and encodes 323 amino acids. Gene Ontology annotation, molecular function: DNA-binding transcription factor activity, RNA polymerase II-specific; RNA polymerase II cis-regulatory region sequence-specific DNA binding; protein dimerization activity.
AUGACUAGAAACAAGGUCAAGCUUGCUUACAUUCAAAAUGACACCGCUAGAAAAACCACAUUCAAGAAGAGGAAAGUCGGUGUUGUGAAGAAAUUAGAUGAGCUCACCACGCUAUGUGGCAUCGAGGCGUGUACCGUCAUCUAUAGCGCCUUUGAUCCCCAACCUCUCGUCUGGCCAUCGGUAGAUGAAGCCCGAAGACUUAUCAUGAAGUUCAAGAGUUUUUCGGAGGUAGAUCAAGUGAAGAGGAAGGUAAAUCAAGAGACAUUCACGAGACAAAGGCUCCAAAAGAUGGAGGAGAAGCUGCGAAAACAACAAAGAGAAAACCGUCAUAAGGAAAUGACACAUACUAUGUUUCAAUCUAUGAUGGAUCCGCAAGCAGUAAUGUUGAUGAUGAAUAUGGGAGAUUGCGAGGAAUUGACUAGAGUUGCCAAUCAAAACAUAAUGGAGGUCGAGAGAAUGAUGGAGAUGCGUCGAAGGGAAUCCUCCUCUUUCACCCGUUCUCCUCCUCAAGGAGGCGUAGAAGGGAGUGGUGGUAGUAAUAACCAACAACUUGUUUUGAGUCAUCAUGAAUUCAUGACUCCAAAUCAUAGAAGGUUUCAAUCUUCGAGGCAUGAAGGUAGUGGUAGUGGUAGUGGCAGUGGCAGUGGCAGUGGCAGUGGCAGUGGUGGGCAGCAACUUGGUUUAAGCCAUGAAUUCAUGCCUCCAAAUCAUGGAAGGCUUCAACCACCAAGUCUCGACUUUUCCAUGGCGCCAAGCAUGACAUAUCCUCCUCCAAUCAUGACCUUCCCGCCUCCGAACAUGACAUAUCCCCCGCCCGCCAACAUAGAGUUUUCGCCUUUGUCUAUGGAUUUUACGCGAAAUGAGAUGGCCUACAUGCAUCCUCACAUGGGAAUGUCAUACUCGAGCAACCAGCCUACAUUUCCUUACUACCAUAAUGCCGACAUGAGUCCACAAGACCCCUCUUCACAUUAA